Tribolium castaneum (red flour beetle) is the source of this 1517-nucleotide messenger RNA. It is a transcript of the gene Kaz, whose product is annotated as Katazuke. The record is from RefSeq and is a predicted model, not a curated record. Gene Ontology annotation, molecular function: ubiquitin protein ligase activity; protein binding. Bases 201 to 1388 code for a protein of 395 amino acids. Gene Ontology annotation, cellular component: cytoplasm; GID complex; nucleus. The transcript is spliced from 5 exons. Lineage: Eukaryota; Metazoa; Arthropoda; Insecta; Coleoptera; Tenebrionidae. Gene Ontology annotation, biological process: proteasome-mediated ubiquitin-dependent protein catabolic process.
UUGAGGGGAAGGGCUCUAAACAAAGACUAAACUCCUUCUUUAAAAAUACCAAACUUGCUAAUUGUAUGUGCUUUUGCCGUGUACUCGCAAAUUUCGCGUUUCCCGAACUUCCCUGCCAUUUCUAUUGACAAAAUCAGCUGUUUGCGAAGCCAGCAGCUGAGUGAGUGACGUUUUAUUUAUGUUUUUAUUUGUGCACCAAAAUGGCAGACUUGAAAUCUCUGGAGCAUCCCACGUUGAAGGUGCCGUACGAGAUCCUCAACAAGAAGUUCCGGACUGCGCAAAAAUCGCUCGACAGGGAGGCCUCCCACGUGCAGCAGGCGGCCCGCGAGCUCGAGAGCACCAUCUCUGGGGGUAAUGUGAGGGCGCGCGACAUCACCUCGCUGCUUGGAGGCAUGGUGGAGAAGCUGCAGGUGCUGAAGCGCAAAGCCGAGGAGAGCAUCUCCGAGGAGCUGGCCGCCUCGAAUGUGUGCAAGCGGCGGCUGGAGCACCUGAAGGAGCGCGAGACGCUCACGUCGGCCGGGACGGUCUCGCAGGGGGCCGUCAACCAGUGGAAGAGGAAGCGGCUGGAUAGGAUGAUGGUGGAGUACUUCCUCAGGAAUGGGUAUUACAACGCUGCGAUUACUCUGGCGGAGAAGAGCGAUAUCAAGGACUUGACCAAUAUUGAGAUUUUUUUGACGUCGCGCGAGAUCGAGAAGAGUCUCGCGAAUCAUGAGACGUCCAAGUGCUUGAUUUGGUGCCAUGACAAUAAGUCCAAACUUCGUAAGCUUAAGUCAAAUAUGGAGUUUAAUUUGAGGAUCCAGGAGUUUGUUGAACUGAUCAGGUCUGAGCGCAGAAUGGACGCUAUUAAGCACGCGAGAAAGCAUUUUCCGAGCUUCGAAGACGAGCAUUUAGAUACGAUUCAGAGGGUUAUGGCGCUUUUGGCGUUUCCGAUAGGUACAGAAAUAAAACCCUACAAGGCCCUCUUUGACGAGACCAGAUGGGACACCCUCAUCGAGCAAUUUAGACAAGAAAACUACCGACUGUUCCAAUUAGCUUCACAAUCAGUGUUUACAGUGGCUCUUCAAGCUGGACUUUCAGCGCUUAAAACACCUCAGUGUUAUUCUGAUAACGGGGAAAACAGGAAUCCCGCCUGUCCAGUUUGCCAACCUUGCCUCAACCAAUUAGCAGAGUCUUUGCCUUUCGCCCAUUGCUCACAGUCACGUCUUUAUUGCCAUAUUAGCGGAUUACCACUAAACGAAAACAAUUUACCCAUGAUGUUGCCCAAUGGAUAUAUUUACGGAGAACAAGCGCUAGAACAAAUGGCGAAGGAGAAUAACGGGCAAAUAAUAUGUCCCAAAACGAAAGAGAUAUUCCCGUUUAAGAAAGUCGAAAAAGUUUACGUUAUGUAAAUGUGAUAUUUUCUUUUUUAUAGUAUUGUUUAUACCUCUCUAAGUUGAGUUAAGUUAAGUACUCAUAGGGUAACAGUUUUUUGUGAAAUAUACUUUAUGCUUAUCGAAAUAAAAAAUGGUUUAAUUCCU